Messenger RNA from Anthostomella pinea, 1050 nucleotides. The record is from the annotation of a GenBank genome assembly. NCBI's taxonomy places the organism in Eukaryota, Fungi, Ascomycota, Sordariomycetes, Xylariales, Xylariaceae.
AUGGCUGGUGGUGGUGUCUUUCUCCUGCUGGCCUUGACGGCCGUGAUGGCGUUGGCCUCGUUCCUCGCCGGCGCAUUACCACUCUCCAUGUCCUUGUCGCAAUCACAGCUUCGGUUAAUAUCAAGCAUUGGCAUAGGCAUACUUGUCGGCACGUCUAUGAUAAUAAUAAUACCGGAGGGGAUCGAAGCCAUCACCGAAGCGUCGAGCUCGGCACACGCGCAGAACACGAGAUGUCUACGAGAUGUGAAAGACGCAGCCACCGUUCGUUGGGUGGUAGGAGCCUCCGUCGCUUCCAGAGAUGAGCAUCCGAUCUGGUCGGAGACUACUAGAAGAGAAGACCCGCUGGAUAUUUUACACGCCUUGCCCGACCCGAUAACACCCUCGGCGGAGACGACAGGCACAGCUAUCCAUGAUAGGGCACCAGCUGAUGAGCCAGAGAGUACAGGCGAUGGACCGAUGCCAGUACCAGGGAGCCAACAUGCCGAAGUAGAAGUUCCUACCUUCUAUAUUGGAUUGUCUAUGAUCCUCGGGUUCAUCCUCAUGUUCCUAGUCGACCGUCUUCCGCGCCAUGCUUCCGACAACUUCGUACCGCCGCCACCGCCCAGACAUAUCAGCUUGAGCAACCUGGGAGGAUCAGCACUUUCAGGCGAUGAAGAAGAGUCUGAGGGUUUUCUAGGCUCACUCACGCCCACCCCGAAGCAGUCGAGGAGCCUCGCCACGACGACAGGUCUGGUGAUACAUGCUGCGGCAGAUGGCAUUGCGAUGGGUGCUUCGUCCGCUUCGUCCGACACAACGCUCGGAUUCAUCGUCUUCAUUGCGAUCAUGGUGCACAAAGCGCCCGCGGCAUUUGGUCUCACCUCAAUUCUCCUGAAACAGGGGCUUUCUAAGCGUGCAGCCAGAGGUCAUUUGAUCGUGUUUAGCCUGGCAUCUCCCUUCGGAGCCUGGCUGACUUUUAUACUCGUGAGCUUUCUCGGUGGCCGAGGCGAUGGUUCACUGAACCAGUGGUGGGUUGGAAUGCUUCUACUGUUCUCGGCGGGGACGUUCCUGUGA